This is a messenger RNA of Mustela erminea (ermine), 3785 nucleotides long. It is a transcript of the gene NIBAN1, whose product is annotated as niban apoptosis regulator 1. The record is from RefSeq and is a predicted model, not a curated record. Lineage: Eukaryota; Metazoa; Chordata; Mammalia; Carnivora; Mustelidae. The transcript has 14 exons. The coding region runs from base 350 to 3175 and encodes 941 amino acids.
ACUAGGGAAAUGGCCCGCUUCCUCGAAGGGGUUUCUCGGCGGCCCCUGACGGUGAGAAGCAGCAGCAAAAGCCGGCGAGGAGGAGGAAAGAGCGGGAAGUCUUCCCAGAUGGACGUCCCCUCGGAGCUGCCCAGCGAAGCGAGGGCGGGAGGACAGCCCCCGGGCCAGCCCACAGACGCUCCGAGGGCGCGGACCUGGCGGAGGCGCCCCAGAAGGCGGCGCCUGUCGGAGGAAGUUUGCCCUUUAAUUGCAGAGCCGGGUCAGCCGUCGCAGGCACCUCCAGGAGCGAGCGCCGAGCGCCGACGGGAGCUGUCAGCGCGGCCCGGCGUGCACCGCCCGCACCGCGGCCAUGGGCGGCUCGGCCUCCAGCCUGCUGGACGAGGGCAAGUGCAGCUACAUCCGAGGGAAAACUGAGGCUACUAUCAAAAACUUCAGUCCCUUCUAUAGUCGCCAGUACUCUGUGGCUUUCUGCAAUCAUGUACGCAGUGAAGUAGAACAGCAAAGAGAUUUAACCUCACAGUUUUUGAAGACCAAGCCGCCAUUGGAGCCUGGAACUGUUCUAUAUGAAGCAGAGCUAUCCCAGUUUGCUGAAGACAUAAAGAAAUGGAAGGAGCGGUACAUUGUGGUUAAAAAUGAUUUUGCUGUGGAGAGCUAUGAGAACAAAGAGGCCUAUCAGAAAGGAGCGACUCCUAAAAGCCGAAUUCUUCCAGCUGGGGGCAAGGUGUUAACCUCAGAAGAUGAAUAUAAUUUGUUAUCUGAUCGGUUCUUCCCCGACCCUAUUGCCUCCAGUGAGAAGGACAACGCCCAGCCCUUUGUGGUCUUGCCCAAGGAAUUCCCGGUGUACCUGUGGCAGCCGUUCCUCAGACACGGCUACUUCUGCUUCCACGAGGCCGCGGACCAGAAGAAGUUCAGCGCUGUCCUCAGUGACUGCAUCAGACAUCUGAAUCAUGAUUACAUGAAGCAGACGACGUUCGAAGCCCAAGCGUUUCUGGAAGCUGUCCAGUUCUUCCGUCAGGAGAAGGGACACUAUGGCUCAUGGGAAAUGAUCACUGGGGAUGAAGUCCAGAUCCUGAGUAACCUGGUGAUGGAGGACCUCCUGCCAACCCUUCAGACGGACCUCCUGCCGAAAAUGAAGGGGAAGAAGAAUGACCGAAAGAGGGCCUGGCUCGGCCUCCUUGAGGAAGCCUACAACCUGGUUCGACACCAAGUUUCAGAAGGACUAAGUGCCUUGAAGGAGGAGUGCCGUGCUCUGACGAAGGGCCUGGAGGGGACCAUCCGUUCAGACAUGGAUCAGAUCGUGAACUCGAAGAACUUUUUAAUUGGAAAGAUCAAAGCCAUGGUGGCCCAGCCCGCAGAAAGAAGCUGUGCGGAGAAUGUGCAACCGUUCUUGGCGUCCAUUCUGGAGGAGCUCAUGGGGCCAGUGAGUUCAGGAUUCAGUGAGGUGCGCUCACUCUUUGAAAAAGAAGUGGAUGAACUUAGCCAGAACUUUCAGACCACCAAAGACAGCGCCCAGCUUAAGGAGCACCUAGACCGGCUCAUGAAUCUUCCACUGGAUUCCAUGAAGAUGGAACCUUGUUACAGUAAAGUCAACCUGCUCCAGGAGCGUUUGCAGGAUCUCAAGAGCCGCUUCCGAUUCCCCCACGUGGACCUGGUGGUCCAGAGGACCCAGAACGACAUGCAGGAGCUGAUGGAGAACGCGGUGUUCACCUUCCAGCAGCUGCUUUCCGCACACCUCCAGGGAGAGGCCGCCAAAACUGCAGUCGCCAUCGAGAAGGUUAAGCUCCGAGUCUUAAAGCAAUAUGAUUAUGACAGCAGCACCAUCCGGAAGAGGAUAUUUCAAGAGGCACUGGUUCAAAUCACACUUCCCACCGUGCAGAAGGCACUGGCAUCCACGUGCAAACCAGAGCUCCAGAAAUACGAGCAGUUCAUUUUCGCAGAUCACACCAAUAUGAUUCAUGUGGAAAAUGUCUAUGAGGAGAUUUUACAUCAGAGCCUCCUUGAUGAAACUCUGAAAGUGAUAAAGGAAGCUGCUCUCCUGAAGAAACACAACUUAUUUGAAGACAACAUGGCCUUGCCCAGUGAAAGUGUGUCUAGCUUAACUGAUCUAAAAACCCCCUCAGGGUCAAACCAGGCCAGCCCUGCCAGGAGAGCCUCGGCCAUUCUGCCAGGAGUUUCACAGAGCGAGACACUGAGUAACGAAGUGUUCCAAGAGUCAGGGGAGAAGAAGCAGCCUGGGGUCCCUAGUCCAUUGGCCAAAGGAGAAAGCCUGUCUUUCCCUGUCCCCACCCCUCCCCCAGAUGGCACCAGACAGGGGACUCCAAGCACGGAUGACCCUGUUGUGGCUCUUGUGACUACAGAGGACACGGCAGGAGCCCUGAGCACACCCUCGUCAGAGCUGGAGUUUGGAGGGGCUCCUAAGGAUGGAGAACCCACCCACGAAAAGCCAGAAGCCAGCUCUGUCUUGGGCUCCUUAAAGGAGCUCCGAAAUUUGUUGACGGUGACCAUUGAAGUGCCAGUGGAAUCGGCCACCCUCGAGAUGGAGAAUGCUUCCCGUGAAGAGACCCGUGCUCCCCCAGAAAUGGAAAAAUUAGAGGAAACAACCCAGAUCGACACAGAGGCCGAUCAAGCAGUUGCCUCCAGUCGAGACAGCUGUGAAGGGAGCGAAAUCAGUGGGAGGGAGGCCUGUUCUCCCGCUCCGGAGGAGGAGGCGGAGGCUGGCAGGGUGGAGCUGGGGGGCUUGCUGGGGGCUCAGCUGGCCUGUGAAGGGCUCACCGAGGGUGCCAGCAGCGCAGGCCCCCCAGAGCAGCAAGCAGAGGCCGGGGAGCCCACUGAGAGGGAGCUCACUGAGAGGGAGCUCGCAGCAGGGGCUUCCAGACCGGAUGCCCAGGAAGGAGAAGGGGUCGAGGCCAUGGUGGAGGGUGAGGCCAGGCCCCAAGAAGGUUGCAUCUCCAGCGCUCACCCCAGCUGCCUCGACGAGAGCCAGGGUUCAGCGGAAGAAGCCCUGGGAGGGACCAGCAGCCUGGCCCAGACUACCGCUGCCGGUGUGGGUACAGAGAGGGUUAAGCCUGCUGGUGUCCACGAGUGCCAGUGGGUAGUGGAGAGUGCGCCAAACUUCGAUCUGCUCGGUUCCCAAGAGGCGGGGGAGAGUACCCUAGGGCAGCCCUCCGAAGAGUGAAAGGGACAAUUUGGCAUAAGUAUUUCUUUGCACAAACUCAGCCAAAGGUUAAUAGGUGUGGGUAUGCUUAGGGGUUGCACACAAGCUGUUACCAAAAAAAAAAAAAAAAAAAUUUUAAGUACUUCCUUAACGUGUGUAAUGAAACCAGAGGAAGUGCACACGGGCCAUGCACACUGAGGCAGACCUUUAUGAACUGAACUGCUCUACCGUGAUUUACAGCUUUAGCAUUUUGGUGGGACGUGUUCAGGGUGAGAGGCAGCUGAGGAUGUUGGAGGGAGACAGUGGCGUUCCAGUAAAGACGAAGAAAACAGUAGGUGCACAGUUUCCAGUACACUGCAUGUUUUCCUCUAAUGUACUUAGAGGCUUUUUAAUUUUGGGUAGGAAUGCAAAGGUAUAUUGGAAAUCCGGCUUCACCAACCACUAGCAACCUCGCUGGCUCUGAAGGGCUCAGCAUCCAUCCACAGCCAGACUGCGGACAGGGGUCGCUGGAAAAGAAGGGCAGUGCCCGAGAGAUAAUGCCCGAGACAGCCCUGGGCAAGCAGAGCAGCAAUGGAGGAAGGUUGCGGUCUGUGGGGCUGUCUGAGCCUGUUACUAAUUCUGCUAUCAAUUU